Messenger RNA from Anopheles bellator, 6195 nucleotides. It is a transcript of the gene ldd, whose product is annotated as glucosylceramide transporter ABCA12. Bases 1 to 6093 code for a protein of 2030 amino acids. Gene Ontology annotation, biological process: lipid transport; transmembrane transport. Gene Ontology annotation, cellular component: intracellular membrane-bounded organelle; membrane. The record is from RefSeq and is a predicted model, not a curated record. Lineage: Eukaryota; Metazoa; Arthropoda; Insecta; Diptera; Culicidae. The transcript is spliced from 15 exons. Gene Ontology annotation, molecular function: ATP binding; lipid carrier activity; ATP hydrolysis activity.
AUGAAACUGUCCAAGCAUGCCGACUGCAUGCAGAUACGGGCCUUGUUGCGAAAGGAUUACCUCGUCCGGAUACGUCAACCGUGGAUGACCUUUAUUCAGUACCUGUGGCCAUGCCUGAUAUUCACCGCCCUGUACGUCCUGCGGGGCCGCUUCCAGUCGGUCGAGAUAGGCGAGUGUCAGUUCCCGACGCGCAACCUGCAAGCCAAUGGCAUCCUGCCCUUCUUCCAGUCGUACAUUUGCACCUUCGAGAACGAGUGUGCGGACGCGAAAAAGUUUGCCGAGACGGAAAGCUUCGACCAGGCCCCGGUCACACCGGUGGUCAACAUCGUGCAGACCUUCCUCGAUCACGAUGCCCUGUACGAUGCCGUCAUCCAGCUGCCGAUCGAUCGGAACUUUAUCGUGAGCGUAACGACGAUCGUGACCCACGCUAAGUUUAAGGAGAUUGAGCGCAAUGGCGAUCGGUUGGUCAAGAUGUUGCCGGAAAUCCGAAAGAAGGUAGGCGACGGUUUCAACAUCGAGCAGCUGUUUUCGGACGACCGGACGUUCUCGGCCUCGGGCAACAUUCUUUGCGGGCGACCGUUUCCGCGGAGCGACAACAUUCGCUUCAUCGACAACAUCCUGUACACGCCAGACUACGCCGGUCCGGAUAGGGAUGAGCUGAGCGUAAUGCCAACACCGUACUGCAAGCAGCUGUACCUCGACGUGACGAACACGAACAACGGCAAGAUCACCUGGCGGUUUCUGAAGCCGAUUCUGCAGGGCAAGAUACUGUACGGGCCAGCGAACGAGCGAAACGACGAAAUUGUGAAGUUUGCCAACAAGACGUUCGUGGACAUGGGUCGGCUGAGGACGUUCUUCCGUUCGCUCGACACCACCCUGCAGCUACUACGCACCGAGCAGGAAGUGCGCGAAAGUUUCGAAGGCCUAAUCGAGCUGGCCAAGAGUCCCGUGGUGCAGAUGCUUACCGGCGGCAAUGUCAACAUCGAGUUGAUCGAGGGCAUCCUGGAUGGUAUCCUGCACGACGAGAGUGUCGCGAACGGCAUCAAGACGAUUGCCAACAUUUUCGAUUGCUUCUCGGCGGACCGGUUCAUUCCGGUGCCGGACGAGCGCGCCCUGGAGGACCGGGCGUUCGAGUUGAACCGGGAGAAGCUGUUCUUUGCGGCGGUAUACUUCGAGAACGGCACGGCGGCGUCACCGAACGAGAUUGCCUACAAGAUCCGCAUGCGCACGGACGAUACGCCGGUGACGGUGGAAAACCGAAAUCGGUUCUGGUUUCCCGGACCGGAGGCCAGUUUCGAGCUGGAUAUGCGCUACCAUCGAGGCUUUGUCCAGAUUCAGCACGCGGUCGAUAUGGGUAUCAUCCGCCAGCAGAAGAAGGCCAAAUUCAACCACGAGCAAGGCUUGGCCGGUGGCAAGGGUUCUGCUUCCGGCACGGGCGAACUGGAGCUAGACGAUGAGCUAGACGGUGAUGACGAUGAUGACACCGGUGACGGUGAGAAACAAACAGAGGACCCACUGGCGUCAGGUGAAGAUGACCGAGAUGAUACGCCUACAACACCCGGCUCUGUUGGGCCGGGCUCCGAAACAACGACGGAAAGCCUAUCGCAACUCUACGCCGACCUGAGCAAACGGGUGAACGUGUCGCAGGUGGUCCUGGAUCGUUUCGGUAAAGGCAACAAUCGGAGCGCCCUGGACGACUAUCUGGACUUUGCGGACGACGAAACGGGAACCGAAGCCGACGACCUCGCGGCGGCAACAACCGCGGCUCCGGCAACGAGAUCGAGAAGACGCAAACGUCAACUUUCUCUGUUCGACUUUUUCCUGGGCGGGAAGAAAAAAUCCGCCGACGAAGUGACGUACCGUGUGGCGGACGAAAAGUUCUACACCAAGCAGUUCCCCUAUCCAAAGUACACCAAAGACGACUUCAAAAAGGGCCUCUAUUUGGCCCAGUCCAUCCAGAUGACCUACUUCAUAGCGCUGAUCGUACACGUCGCGUCGGCCGUCCGACAGCGGAUAUGGAUGAAGGAGAGUGGCAACUCGAUGCUGAUGCGCUCGAUGGGCCUCAAAUCGGGCUCGGAAACGGUUGCGUGGAUCAUUGCCACCUUCAUCGAGAUCAGCCUAGUGUUUCUGAUCGGCCUAGCAAUCCUGUACGGUGGUGGCAUCCUUGUGCACUCGAGCAAAGUCUUCCUCUUCUGCUACCUAGUCGUGUUCGGUGUUUGCAUGAUUGCGUUUUGCUACAUGUGCUCGGUGUUUUUCAGCUCGGCCAGCAUCGGCUCGGUGUCGAGCGUCAUACUCUUCCUGAUAACCUUCCUUCCGUACAUUAUUAUCAUUUCGCUCGGGGCCACCCUGUCGGCCGCCGGUAAGUUGGUGGCGAAUCUGUCCUUCUCGACCGCCUUCUGCUACGCGUGGAGGCACGUGAUGCGCAUGGAGCUACAGCACCGCGGAGCCAACUUCGUGACUGCCUUCCAGGGUUCUCUGGCGGACAACGAUCUCAAGUACGGCAUCCUGAUGAUCCUGCUUGAUGCAGCCAUCUACUUCACCGUCGGUUACUUGUUCCAGCGGUUUAGGCAAGAUGAUACCACAUUCCACACGGUGAAGCGUAUUAAGCUAGACAAAAGCAUCGGAGCAGAUCUGCGGAAUGUCGAUGUGACGUACGAAACGGGCGGAAAGAAGGUGUUGAGCGAUGUUUCUAUCACAUUCCGGCGCGAUGAAGUCACGUGCCUGCUGGGAAGGAACGGUGCUGGCAAAAGUACAAUCAUAAAACUGCUUACGGGCCAGGUUCUACCAGACGUGGGUGAUGUCCAUCUGCCACUGGAUUACGAUUUCAUCUCCGGUAUACGCAACAACGCGGAAAAGAUUGGCCUUUGCCCGCAGAACGAUGUGCUCAUACCGAACCUCACCGCCAAGGAGCACCUACAGUUGUACGCACGGAUCAAGCUUACCCGCGGCUUCGACACGGAAGUGGCGCGCACCCUGGACAACCUGAAGAUGGGACCCUACCAGCACUACCGUGCGUCGGAUCUUUCCGGCGGGUUCAAGCGAAGGCUCUGCAUCGCGAUCGCGUUUCUUGGAUCACCCAAUCUGGUCGUGCUGGACGAACCGUGCAGCAGCGUGGACACGAAGGCACGAAAGUACAUUUGGGAGCUGAUACAGACACUGCGUCGCGAUCGAGCAGUCAUUCUGGCGACGCACCAUUUGGACGAAGCAGAGUGUUUGAGCGAUAAAAUCGUAGUGCUCGAAGACGGUAAAGCGAUCUUGGAGCAGUCACACGAGGAGCUAAAGAAACGGUUCACCAACACGAUCUAUCUGGCGAUCACAUUGAAGCCACAGCCGGAUGCCGACCGUACCGCGCUGAUUGCGGCGCUUGGCAAGGUGCUCGACGGAUUGGCGGACUUGCGCCACGAAAUGACCGCCACCCUCAACAAGCUAAACUACAAAAUAGCAUCCUCCACGAACGACAACCAGCUGCUAAACAUUGAGCCUCUGUUGGAUCAUCUGGCGCAGCUCAAAUCCAGUAAACAGAUCGAGACGUUCGAAUUGCGUAACGAGAAUUUGCUCAACAUUUUCAACACCGUCAACGCUGGCGAUUCGCUGCUGCUGCAAGCGAACGGCAACAAUGGAACCGCGCUCCCAUCGAACGGGUUCCAUGGUCCCAAAACGAGUCAGACAACCCUCGGCACGGUGCCGAUCAUGGUGACGCUGUUCCGCAAGCGAUUGCUGCACUUUCUGCGGAACUAUCGGCUGCUAGUGUGUUUGCUGGUGCUGCCGACGAUCUUCGAAAUCAUUGCCAUGGGCUUCAUGACGAUCAGGCCGCCGGGUGAGUACGAUCGGAUGGUUAACUUUUCGAACGCCCUCUAUCCCGGUGCGAUCGAGUUCUACACCAACGCGAGCGAUACCGACCCCUACCGGGAAGCGAUCGUUGGCGAUCUUCUGGAGCAUUGCGACGGUAACGAUGACCAGUGUUCCGUGUUCGAUUCCUCACUCGACGCGUACCGUUGGCUACUAUCGACGAGUGAUCAGUACGCCGAGCGACGCUACGGGGGCAUAACGAUAAAUCGCGAGAAGAACGUUGUGUGGUACAACAACAAAGGCUACCAUUCCAUGCCGACGUGGCUGAAUGUGCUCGACACGGCCGUUCUACGGGCGGAGAUAGACGAUCCCAGUGCGGUCAUUCGCACCGUGAACCAUCCGUUGAAGAUCGAAGAGGAUGAUCUAUCGAUAUCGUCAAUGCUCCAACAGAUUGCCGAUGCGGGCAUAUCGCUAAUCCUACUGCUGGCCUUCAGUCUAGUCGUAGCAGGAGCGUCAGUGUACAUCGUCAGUGAGCGUAUCCGAGGCGAAAAGUUACAGCAGCGGUUAGCGGGAGUCAAUGUCCUCACCUACUGGACCGUAACGUACAUCUGGGACGCAUUGAUCUUCCUGAUCGCCGUCGCUCUGGCAGUGAUCGUAUUCAAAACCUUCGCCAUACCAGCAUACGUUGCGCGGGAACAGCUGGACGGGAUUUGUUUGCUGCUGCUGUUCUACGGAUUCGCCACCAUUCCGGCGGUGCACCUGUUCGAGAAGCUGUUUACCGACGCGAGCUUCGCCAACAUGUCGCUCUUCUGUCUGAAUGUGAUCACGGCGCUCGGUACCCUCACGAUCAUCAUCCUGUUCGAUGUGCUUGGCAACAGUGACGAAUCGGAACGCGUUCGCCACUUCCUGAACCGUGCAUUCUUGGUGUUACCCCAACAUGCCCUGGCCGACGGACUGAUCGAGUUGUCGAAGAACUACAUCACGGCGGAAAUCUUCAAGCGGUACUACAUCGACUCAUACAAAUCCCCGCUCAAGAGCGAUUUGCUACAGCCGCAUCUGAUUGCGCUCGUCACGAUGGGAGUAAUCUUUGCGCUGCUCAACGUGGCUAUCGAGUACAAAUGGAUCCAGCGACUGGCAAAGCGUGCCUGCACCGGAGGCGGGCAAGCCCAAGUGUACCAGCUGAACGGUGUCGAAACGGAAGAUCACAGUGGCGGCAGCAAAAAGAAAUCGCUCACCGCCGAUCAGAUCCUAUCGGUGGAUCGGCUGAGAAAGCGGUACGGUGGUUGGUGUGGCGAUGGCCAGGAGGUAGUGAAGAACGUCUCCUUCAAGCUGCACUACGGCGAAUGCUUUGGGCUGCUCGGUACGAACGGUGCAGGGAAGUCGACCAUCUUUGCGAUCCUCUCCGGCGAACUGCUUCCCUCGGGUGGAAGCUUCACUUUCUACAGCAACCACGGUCCCUCGUACUGUCCGCAGAGCAACUUUCUCGACCCACUGCUCACGGUGGAGGAGGUGAUCGAGUUCUACGGCAGACUACGCAACAUUGAGUCGAUUGACAAGCUGAUCACGGAAACUCUCCACGAGUACCAUCUGAGCGUGUACCGGAAGGUGCUGGUCAAAAAUCUAAGUGGUGGGAACCGCCGCAAGUUGUGCGUGGCCGUUGCCUGCUUCGGCCAGUCGGAAAUCAUUCUAAUGGACGAACCGACUAGCGACCUGGAUCCGGUGACGCGCUCGAUUGUCUACAGCACGAUCGAGCGGUUAAACGCUCAGAACCGCUCGAUUCUGCUCACGUCGCACAGUAUUUCGGAGAUCGAUCGCAUCUGCCAGCGGAUCGCGAUCCUGAAGGACGGCGAGCUGCUGACGAUCGACACUCCGGGCAGGCUAAAGAAACGGUUCGGCCACUGCUAUCAGGUGACGCUUUAUCUGGAGGGUGCGCGAGAGGUCGAUUUUCUCAGGGUCAUCAAACGUGAGUUCAAUGUUUCGCGCGACAUCUUGCUGCACAACAACUCGGUACAGUUCGUGUGCCAGGUACGUCCGGAAGGUGGGAUGAUCACGGCUCGGGAAGAGAACGGCAAAACGCACAAAAAUGGCCACGUCACGAUAGUGCUGGACGAGAACGGUACCGGUAGUGCAACGGCGAGCUCCCGUUCAGGGACGGCUGGUGAACUGUUCCUCAAACUGCACCGAUUUGCCAAGGAAAACCAUCUACGAUACACCAUUUCACGGUGCCAAAUGGAUCAGAUUUUUGAAAACAUUCUUCAAAACCACGAGGAAGACCACGCCAACCCAGGAUACGUGGAUGGCUAACGGGCCGUCUGGGCAGUCCUGGAAAGUUUUCCCAGGUUCCCUAGGCACGGUUCCCUAAUCUGUAUAUAGGUACUGAUAGGUUUUAAAUUGGAAAUGUGAAUA